Molecule: messenger RNA, 1074 nt
Organism: Neltuma alba
Lineage: Eukaryota; Viridiplantae; Streptophyta; Magnoliopsida; Fabales; Fabaceae
Product: kunitz-type trypsin inhibitor KTI1-like
Exons: 2
Coding region: 1-1011 (336 amino acids)
Molecular function (GO): endopeptidase inhibitor activity
Source: RefSeq, a predicted model, not a curated record
AUGAAGACUACGUUGCUCGCCCUCUGCCUUGUCUUUGCCUUCAUUACACCCGUCAAAGCUGGUGUUGUGGUUGACACUGAUGGCGACUUCAUCAUAAAUGGUGGCCCAUACUACAUCCUCCCAGCGGUUGGCAGUGGCGUCGGCCUUGCCGCUACCGGCAACGAAACUUGCCCUCUUAGCGUCGUUCAAACUUCCGAACGCGCCAACGGUUUGCUCACCGCACUUUCUUCUCCAUGCUUUUUCUAUUUUCUCCCAACAGACUUAAAUGCAGAGUUCACCGUCGUUGCACCACCAAAGUGCACGACCAAACCAGCCAAAUGGAGGGUGGUCAUCGGAAAAGAUGUGGCAAAGCAGCAAGUGAAACUUUAUGGGUACCGAGACACCCUAAACAACCCUUCAUCCUCUCUUCUCUACACACCAAGAGCAACGAAGACCACCAUGCUUGCCCUCUUCCUUCUCCUUGCCUUCGCCUCUUCGGCCACAGCUGGUGUUGUUCUGGACACAAAUGGCGACGCGGUUGAUAACAACGGCGCCGCCUACUACAUCCUCCCGGAUAUUUUUGCAAAAGGCGGAGGCUUAGCCCUAGCCAGCACCGGCAACGAAACUUGCCCUCUUACCGUCGUGCAAUUACCAUCGGAAGUCCAAAACGGCUUGCCUCUGAGAAUUUCGUCUCCAUUAAGAAUUGCAAUCAUCAAAACAGACAUGAGUGUGGAUAUCUCCUUCAUUGCUGUACCAUUAUGUGCUUCUACACCGUCCAAGUGGACCGUUGUUGAGGGCGAGGAAGGCACAAAGUCGGUGAAAAUCACUGGGUACGGUAACACUUUGAAGGGUUGGUUCAGGAUUCAGAAUUACAGUCGCUUGGCGUAUAAGAUUGUGUUCUGUCCCACUGAUGCUGAUUCUUGUGAAGAUGUUGGGAUUUCAACGGAUGAUGAUGGAAAUAGGCGUUUGGUUAUCUCUAAUGGCAACCCUUUCGCUGUUGUGUUCGUGAAAGCUACAUCACUUGAAGCUUGAUGAGUCUAUAUAUAAAAGUAUCAAAUCGUCUAUCAAUAAGAUCAUUUGAAUGAUAUUUCCCUG